AAAGACAUUUCAGUCUCUGACGGCAUUUCGCAGCGCGCAAACACUUUCUUCGCGUCGCGCUCCGCAUGACACAUUUCCAAAUAAAAGGAAAAAGCUGUAAAAGUAAUACUGGUUAAUUGCUUUCAAGUAAACGAAUUAUUACGAUUAAUGCGUAUGGUUUGUGGCGUACGAUAGUGUUCUUUCGAUUAGUGAUAAAUGAAAACAGUGCCUCUUUGUUAAUCUACAGAUAGUUAACCUAAAUGCAAAAAGCGAUUAUGAAAUAAGCAAGCCAUUUGGAUUUUGUCUUUGUUUUCACAAGGGUUAUUCGAUUCAUUGCUGUUCACGCAAUUUGGCUGCAAAAAAAACCGCCUUGGUAGUUUCGCUUUCCGAAACGCAUUUUGGAUCGGUCCUUGUGGCUGUGCGUAAUGUCUGAACCCACCCCAUUUUACUCGGCAAUGCUCCAACAACAGCGACCAACCCACUUUUACUAGCCACCACAUACAGCAGCAGCAGUGGCAACAACAAAAGCGUCAUUUUAGCCGGCAAAGGUUGGCAUUCUUUCUUAUUUUUAACACAUUUCUCUGCGAAUGGCGUGAUGCUUCUGUCCGCCGUAACUUUUCCUCGAAUCACGCACUAAAUUCAAGCAUUAACUUACUCUUCGAGAUUGUUGUUAAGAUCUUGUACCAUGUCAAAUAUGGCUUUCUGUUGCCUACUUUUUGGGGUCAUCGGAUUCAUUUCGUUUUAUUGUAGUUCAUGAGCAAACAUGCUAAGCCUGUUGACGUGUGCCAAUUGGUAAACAAAGAGUAAAACAUUGAGAGCGGUGAAAUAAUCAAGCAAAGUAAACUAAUUAAAUAUAAAAUAAAUCAGCAACGCAUUUUGGCACAGAAUGAGCCAAACUUUUAAAACUUUAAUGCACGGCAUCGAAGGAGACAGGGAUGGAGUUUCGUACUCGGAGCAGCAGUCAUCGGAGGAUGUGCCGGACUCCACAGCGACAACAACGGCGACUUCAACAGCCGGCGACAUUGGAGGCGGACCAAGGGAUGGCGGCGAGGAUGAUUUCACCGAUGACAACAACUUCGAAUCAAAUCUGCGACGUCGCAAAGGCAAAAUAAUAUCCUGUGCCAAGGAGACCAUCGAAAAUGCAUCCCGCCAAUUACGCCGCAAAGUGCCCUACGCAGGUCAUCUGAUGACUCCUCGUCGCCUUUGGCUCAAUAAAAUACCCACCCAAUGUGAUGUGGUUAUUGAGUUUCCUGAAGAUGCACCAGACGAAGCGCUCCGCUGGCUCCUAGCCCGUAUCCGCUCGCAGCCGCCGGCUGGUCUGGGUCUUUUGGUCCAGGUCAAGGCGCACGAGAGUACGCGGCGCAAUGCCUUCUAUGUCAGUGCACCCGUUAAUGUACUGUUUAAAGCCGCCGAAGAAGCCCGCCUGCCAAAGCGUCUGCGUCCGGAUUUGGGCGGUGCAUUAAGGGAGUUCACCACCCGCGAGAGUCAUUGUUUCCAACAAUUGCGUGGCGAUGUCGGUAGCACGGCACUAUUCACCUCCCAGGAGCGUCAGUGGCUGGUCCUCCAGGUGCUGCAGGGUCUGCGGGCCGGCUGCAGUGACAUCGAUGCCCUUCAUGGUCGAGCGGCUGUCGCCGAGGGUCAGAGCAUCGUGGCCACCUGGCAGGAGUCCGGCCUGAUCACCCAGGUUUUUCCGCUGCACGAGCCCAGUUCGCUGACCCAGCUCCAGACGCAUUGGGUCAAGCAGAUAUUUGCACCGCAGCCUUUGGAUGACAUUGCUGCCUAUUUUGGCGUAAAGGUUGCCCUGUACUUUGCCUGGCUAGGUCAUUACACCUGCGCCUUGGGCGUACCAGCUGUGUUUGGCACAAUACUCUACUGCAUUCUAUGGGGCAAGGGUCAAACGGCCCAGGACAUGGGCCAUGUGCUCUUCUCCUUGUUUAACGUAGCCUGGGCCUCACUGUAUCUGGAGGCCUGGAAGCGCUAUUCCGUUGAAUUGGCCUUCCGAUGGGGCACUUUAUCAACGCCGCCAGAGCUUUUGGAACCACCGAGGCCCCUGUACAAGGGUCCAUUGGAGGAGAACAACGUGACGGGUCGUUUGGAGCCCAAGGAGGCGCCUGCAUGGCAGCGUCGUGCGUUUCGCUACCUGGUCAGCUUUCCCAUUAUUGGAUGUUGUCUGUGCGUUGUCUUUGCUGUGAUGUUCCUCAUGCUGCGUUUUCAGGACUGGUGGGACUCCAAGUUGCCCGAGGAAAGUGUAUUAUGUUGUCUGAGUGUUAUACCGAAAGUUUUGCUGGCAGGAGCAAUUACCUUGAUGGACGAGGCGUAUUUCAAGUUGGCCGUUUGGUUGAACGACCGCGAAAACUACCGCCUGCAGUCGAAAUAUGAGAACCACUUGAUAGCUAAAGUGGCACUUUUCCAGUUUGUUAACUCCUUCCUAUCGCUCUUUUAUAUAGCGUUCUAUUUGAGGGAUGAGGAGAAACUUAAAGAGCAACUGGCUGGCCUGCUCAUCUCCCGCCAAAUCAUUGGGAAUCUAAGAGAGUCUGCGAUUCCCUACUUUCUCGAACAAUGGAAACUGGCCAAAUUGAGCUUCAAUAUGUGGGGUGCUCUUAGCCCAACCCAGAAUGUGACCCGUAGUCUAGCCGAGGAGCUGGCCACUGCCGAAGCGGAACUGAAGGCAGAGUCCACUGGAACGCCCACCAAAUCCCAUCAGCCGGAAUCGGCGAGUAAACGGAAUAUUGGACAGGCUGAAAUAGAGAGCUCGUUGUACAAGUACGAUGGCACUUUUUCGGACCACUUGGAGAUGCUCGUUCAAAUGGGCUAUGUGGUGCUCUUUUCGGCCGCCUUUCCAUUAGCUGGAGUUUGCGCUCUGAUCAAUAACCUGAUGGAGAUACGUUCGGAUGCCUUCAAACUGGCCCACGUUCAUCAGCGUCCCUUUGGGCAACGUGUGGCCAACAUUGGAACCUGGCAGAAUGCCCUGAGCAUCCUUUCCCUCGCCGCUGUUAUAGUGAACUGCGCCUUGAUUGGCCUUUCUGGACAGGUGUCGCGGCUGUGGCCUGGAUUGACCACGGCCCAGACAAUUAUUCUAAUUGUUACCCUAGAGCACAUCAUGUUGGGUCUGCGGCAAGCACUUACCUGGCUGCUACCGGAGUUGCCCUCGUGGCUGGCAGCGGAAAUCGCACGGGCCGAGCAUUGCCGCCGGGAAAUGCAGUGCAAGGGCACCUCGCCACGACCCACACCACCCACUCCGCAGUCGACCACGUCCACCCAGCCGGAACAGGAGUGCACGGGCGGAUCGCAGAUGGAGAGCGGCACGAAUACCACACGAGACCAGUCCAUUGAGAGCCAGGUGGCCGAGGAUAUACUGCUCUACGGACAAGAGUUCGCUGGCUACGGGCGUAGCAUCGAGGCGGAUGUCAAUAUUUAUGAGAAUCGUGAUUCAUCACCCGAUUCGCCGCCCUCGCAGACCAGCACCAUACUGAUUAGACCGCUGCAUGAGUCAACGCCACCACAUGGUGGUGCCUCCCUAGCCAGUCUGCAUCAGGACGGUAAUGGCGGAGCUUAUCAGAGUUGUGUUAGAAAAUCGAAAAUAUUUAUACCGGAAAUUCCACCAUACCUGGGAUAUUCAGUGCGAAAUUUAACAACUUUCGCCGGUAACAAUCGAAACAUGCAACAACAUCAGAAGCUGCAGAGCGGAGCUUCCGCCAGCACGCUAGCGCUGAACUCGGCGGCAUAUGCAGCUCGCAUGCAAUCUAUGCAUAUACAAGAAAUACCGCCCUUCCGAAAGAAAUCAACCGAUUCAGCCGAUCACACAGGCAGCAGCGCCAAUAGCAGUCCCCAGCGAACUACGAUGCGACAACUAUCUGCGCAACGGGAGCCGCAGCAGACGAUCCCUGAGAUACCGCCGUACAAGACGCGCAAGAUAUCCGCGGAGAGUGCCAUGCAUCUGAAUAUGAGCGAACUCGGAAACAGCGCAGAUACAGCAGAUAUUUUAAAGCCAGCUCCAUCCUGGUGCAAUGUGGCCAUGCGGUCGGGUGCACCUGGCAGCAAUUUGGCCACGCCACCAGCUUCACAGCACCAGCAGCAAAUAGUGGCCUCCUCAUCCUCGUCCUCCGGCGGCGGUGGCAGCGUCUUUAGCCCCAGUGGCCCUGGACCAGCUGGAGCUUCCGGUGGCGGCGGCAUCAGCAAUUCCCAGUCAAGACCUAGUGUCGGCGCACUAUCAAACUCUUCAUCUGGCUCAUCCCAUAAACAGCAAUUGAAGCAGCAGGCCAAGGAGGAAAAGGAGCGGGCCAAGGAGGAAAAGGAGCGGGCUAAGGAGGAAAAGGAGCGGGUUAAGGAGAAGGAGAAAGAAAAGGAGAAGGAACGACUGAAGGAAAAGGAAAUCGAAAAAGGAAAGGAGAAGGAGAAAGAAAAGGAUGCUCAGGGAGCAGCAGCAUCCACAUCUACGGCCCCCACUGAUGACGAGGCUAAGGCUGCCGAAUUGGCCGCCAAGAAGUCUCGUCUCAAGCAGAAGCUGGUAAAGAGUGCAAGGUCAGUGGCAAUCUUCUCACUGAAGCUCAAGGAGCGCAGGCAACGGGAGGCGGAGAAGGCAGCCACCAUAGCAGUGGAGCAUGCCAAGGCUCUGGCAAAGCUGCCCAUGCCGCAGCCCGUGGGCGGCGAAUUGUCGCUUAUACCCAUCGAACAACUUAUACAAAUUGAGGAUAUCAUACCUGCCAUGAAAGCUGCAAGCUCCUCGGGUGCACCCACAUCGUCCACUCAAGCCGGCCCAUCGACGUAUCAUCAACAGCAGCAGCAGCAGCAACAGCAGCAUUACCACCCACCUUCACAUCCGCAUCCACAUCCACAUCCGCACACAGAUAAUUAGGCUUAUAAAUACCAAGAUUGAUGGCCACCCUAUCGCACACUUUGUAAAUAGUUUUCUAUGCACCCGCCCCCAUCGAGCCGAGAUUUUAUCAAAGUUACUGAUGGUAUAUGAGCAAAUUUGCUGAAUGUGUGUCUUGUCCAGAGUUGGAAGAAACUUAUUAACUAUAUAUAGUGGUUACCAUAUAGAACACUAAGUUACUAAAACAAUAGGUCGACAAGAUUCGAAUUUUAUUCGGUCCAAUGCUAAACGAUACAGAACUUGAAAGAAAUUUACCUGCAGUUUAACACCGCUAGUAAUUCCAUUCAGAUUUCUAAGGUUUAGUUAUGGUCUGAUUUUUGGUUUCCCAUUGUAAGCCGAGCAAAUUAUUCCAAAACCAUUCACAUACAAAAGUUUAUCAAGUUUUGUAUGAAUGGAGUUUAUAUGAAUACAAAGUAAAUAAUGUUUAUGGCAAUUUAGAAUUUCGGGUACAGUGCAAUAGCAAUGCAUCAAUAGAAAUUGUAGUAAGCGAACAAAACAAUAAUUUUUAAGAGUUGUGAAACGAAUUUUGUGUUAGCGUUUUAGCUGUUAAUGUGUUUUCGUAGUCAUUGUUGCUUAGCGUUUAGUCGUACAAAUCACUUUGUUACAUCAAAAAUGUUGAAAAUGUUAAUAUUGCAUUUAUGUUGCCAGCGAACGAAUACUAAAUAAUUACGUAAUUGCAAACACUCACUCUCACAUGAAAAUCGAAAUCACACAACACAACGACACGCAUAACUGUGAGAUAAUAUCGUCCAUUGUUCCUUCCAUAUAGAGGAUAACGCCUUCGCACUUGCUUUUAGCUAUGGUACAACAGAUCUGAUGAAACUAUUACUAAAUGCAGCUGCUAUUAAACUGCUGAAAACUACAUAUUACUUGCUGCAAAGUUUUUCCUCGUUUUUCAAGCUUGAUCAAAGACAAAACGAAACAAAAGUUGCACACUUUAUCGACAGAAGUCUAGUCGGAAGAUCUAUACUUAAACAUAGAUGCACCCAAAACACAACUGCUAUUUGUAAAUAUAUUGUAGGGAAUAAGUGUAAUUUUAAUGAGGUAUACAAAUUAUAUUAAUGUAAUAAUUUAACGUGCUCUUGUGUUGAACAAAAAUUUCAAGUAAAGCCAUUCAAUAAAGAAGUUAUAUUUAACUGG
Molecule: messenger RNA, 5992 nt
Organism: Drosophila erecta
Lineage: Eukaryota; Metazoa; Arthropoda; Insecta; Diptera; Drosophilidae
Gene: wwk
Product: anoctamin-8
Exons: 16
Coding region: 866-4834 (1322 amino acids)
Biological process (GO): chloride transmembrane transport
Cellular component (GO): plasma membrane
Molecular function (GO): chloride channel activity
Source: RefSeq, a predicted model, not a curated record